AUGGAUCCGAAUAUUGCCUUGUCGCAUGCCUCCCUCAUCGCCAGAGCGGACAGUUCAGGCCGUCCCCCGAUUUACAAGGCCGUCGGUAUCUCGCUCGCUGUCGCAUCUGGCGUCUUUAUAGGAAUCUCGUUCGUUAUCAAGAAGAUCGGUCUACUGAAAGCCAACGUGAAAUAUAACGAGGAGGCCGGCGAAGGAUAUGGAUACUUGAAAAACUUCUGGUGGUGGCUGGGCAUGACGCUCAUGAUCGUGGGAGAGAUCUGCAAUUUCGUCGCGUAUGCAUUCGUCGACGCAAUUCUGGUCACACCGCUGGGUGCGCUGUCCGUUGUGAUUACAACUAUUCUGUCGGCGAUCUUCCUGAAAGAGCGACUCAGCUUCGUGGGCAAGGUGGGCUGUUUCUGCUGCAUUAUUGGCUCCGUCACCAUUGCUAUGAAUGCUCCUGAGCAGUCGUCUGUUGAGGAUAUUCAGGGCAUGCAGCACUUUGUUAUUCAGCCUGGGUUUUUGGUUUAUGCUGGGUUGAUCAUUAUCGGGGCCAUCUUUACGGCGCUUUGGGCGGGCCCGCGGUAUGGAAAGACGAGCAUGUUUGUCUAUAUCAGUAUUUGCAGUAUGGUUGGUGGUCUGAGUGUUGUUGCUACUCAGGGACUGGGCUCUGCGAUUUUGGCGCAAAUCAAUGGCGAGGAACAGUUCAAGCAUUGGUUCCUUUAUGUCUUGUUCGUCUUUGUGAUUGGAACGCUUUUGACGGAGAUCAUCUAUCUCAACAAAGCGCUCAACCUUUUCAAUGCUGCCUUGGUCACUCCUACUUACUAUGUCAUGUUCACUACUGCGACCAUCGUCACUUCUGCCAUUUUGUUCAAGGGCUUCAAGGGCACAGCCGUGCAAAUCACAACCGUGAUCAUUGGUUUCCUUCAAAUUUGUGCCGGGGUGGUCCUUCUGCAGCUCUCCAAGUCCGCCAAGGACGUACCCGACGCUGCCGUUUUCAAGGGCGAUUUGGACCAAAUCCGUGAAGUGGCCACCGUCGAGGAGCCCGAAUCUGAACCCAAGGCAGACUCAAUUCGCGGAGCUGCGUCCAUCAUACGUCGUAUUUCGACCGCUCGUCGGACUAUGGAGACAGACGAGGCUCGGCGCUUCUUCCACGACAAACAUGAAGAUACCCUGAAGCCACCUGGUGAACAUGAAAUCAUUGAGUGGGAUGGUCUGCGCCGGCGCAAAACUGUUGUCGGCGAGGGCCCGACUAUGUCACGUCCUAUCACCCCACGCACACCGUCUGUCAGGCAACAGCACCCACCAUGGGGCAUGUCUCACUUCCCCGAGGCCGAGGAGGAUGUUCGACCGGAUACCAAGCAAAGUAACCAUUCAUUCAUGGAUAGCAUUCGGUCUCGGGCGGCCAGUGUACUGCAUCCAUCCUGGAAGCCUGUGAACUCAGACGACCCCAGGGCUCUUGACUCAAACACAGAGCCGGUAGGCUUGACGGCACUGCCUCAGCGAGGCAAUAAUGAUACUGGAUAUCACGGGGCCGGAGGCCUAGAAGACAAUACACAUGGAAAUCCUCAGCGAAAUGACAGCCGGCGAUCUGUCUCCUGGAAAGACGAAAAAGGCGACAACCUCAACCCCGAACCACAAGCACGCCGCCAGUUCUCUUUUAACAACGUGGUGAACCGCAUGAAAUCAGGCAGUGAAUCUUCCGUCAAGCAACCCCCCGGCUCACCACGAGGAAUCCUCCGACGCACCUACCACGCCGACCUCCGCAAAUCCGCCACAGAAGAGGAGUCCCUCGGUCUGGUACACGGCGACAGUCGUACCACCCAACCAGAAGACGAGCCACUCAACGAGAAGAUCGAACGCUGGUCAAGCAGCGAGUCGGACCUCGGUGAGCCUCAACCCCUCUUCACCAGGCCCCACGGAGCAUCCGUCUCCAGCAUGUCGACUGCCGCAUUCCCCGCCUAUGAAGACAACCACCACGACUUCGAUUCAAACCCUUACUACGUGAAUCAAACUUCUGACCACGACUGGCAAACUUCCGGAAGAAAUCGUACACGCUCUAAUUCUUCCGCUCACAACCGUGCCCCUCCUCCUGCUCAGUCGUCUUUCUCUACGCACCGCUAUCCAAACCCCCUCCCGCCACUGCCUGAUAUCACACCUACCACCACGCUGGAUCUCAUGCCCACGAUAACGAACUCGGGUAUGAGAAACGUCUCCGAUGAUUCGGGGACUGCCGUGACCUCGUUAUCGGAGGAUACGGAGUCUCAGGACCUGCCGCCUCCGACGAGGCGACAGAGCGGGUGGCGCAGACACAUGUCGAAUGAUAGUCGUGAUCAGGAAUAUCGCGAGCGAGGUUCCUUCCGAUGA
Messenger RNA from Penicillium olsonii, 2343 nucleotides. Lineage: Eukaryota; Fungi; Ascomycota; Eurotiomycetes; Eurotiales; Aspergillaceae. The record is from the annotation of a GenBank genome assembly.